Serpula lacrymans var. lacrymans S7.9 is the source of this 396-nucleotide messenger RNA. RefSeq lists its product as uncharacterized. The transcript has a single exon. NCBI's taxonomy places the organism in Eukaryota, Fungi, Basidiomycota, Agaricomycetes, Boletales, Serpulaceae. Bases 1 to 396 code for a protein of 131 amino acids. The record is from RefSeq and is a predicted model, not a curated record.
AUGAGGAUGGAUAAUUUAUAUACCUGGUUCCUGGCCCUCUCUAUCCAAGGGGGUCUUGGCAACAAAAAUGCAGUAGAUCUGCUAGAACACAAUGUGAACCCCCACAUUGCAGAACAGCUCUAUCUGCAAGAUAUGAGAAGCCAAGAGCUCUCACAAGUGGCAGAAGAAGUCCACAAAAUUGGUAGGGCCAUGGAGCUCUACAAAUGCAAUUUAGUGGCAUGUCCACCACCAAAAGCAACUAUGGUGACUCCAAAAACCAUUGUAAUAUUUGGCCUAAAUGCGGUGUGUGAAGCGCACCAUCAAGAGGCGUGGAAAUUUUGCUUAGCUUUGGUGGAGUCAACAAACAUACUUGGUCUUGGCUACAAAAUGGUUCCUGGGUCAUGUGGUUUGGCCUAG